Pocillopora verrucosa is the source of this 828-nucleotide messenger RNA. Lineage: Eukaryota; Metazoa; Cnidaria; Anthozoa; Scleractinia; Pocilloporidae. The record is from RefSeq and is a predicted model, not a curated record.
AUGGCGCUAGUGUUUUACCGAUUAAUGACGAUCGUCAUCCUCGCCUUUUUAACUGGUCAAUGUUGCGGUAGGAACCCAUUUUGGUUCAGACCCACUCCAAAGCGUGAUCAACAGUAUUAUCAGUCAUUUCAACACGUGCCGACUAAAAAUGAGACCGCAACGAAAUUGGUCACCAAUUUCUUUCGCAUACCCCUCUCGUACUUGUCUCAGAUUGGACGGAGCAAGAGGCAGGUCACACAGGAAGAUAUCGUGGUGAUUCUGGACCGUUCAGGUUCGAUUGGGGACUGUAACUACAAAAAAGCAAAGCAAGCCCUGAAGAACAUGCUUGAAAUUGCGUCAGAAGUAGGAUAUGACAACAGAUAUGCAGCAGUGACAUUUGCAAGCCAUGCCACGACCGAUUUUACUUUUGUUGCCAAUCCGGACGCAGGAAUUAAGAUAAAGAACCUUCCCUAUAUCAGUGGGGCAACCAACACUCAGGCUGCAUUACAAGAAGCGAAAAGGGUUUUUGAAGAUCCUUCUUCGGGGAAACGUCCGGGUGUUGUCAAGAUUGCUUUCCUUAUCACCGAUGGGCAAUCAAACGUUGAUCCCUGGAAGACCAUACCAAAUGCUAACUUAUUGAGAGCUAGUGGUGUGGAGAUUUUUGUCGUUGCUGUUGGAGAUUACAAAUCAGGAAUCAGUGAAAUCGUGGAAAUAGCUUCGCCAGACCGUAAAUACCACGUGUUCCGCGUCGCUGACAUGAAUGGCUUCCUGGAUGUUACAAAUUUGGCUUUUAAGUUAGUUGCUCCCAAGAAAUAUGCAGCUUUAACUCCUCAUAAGAAACUUUGUUAA